Mobula hypostoma (lesser devil ray) is the source of this 3196-nucleotide messenger RNA. RefSeq names its product zinc finger protein 239-like. Gene Ontology annotation, biological process: regulation of transcription by RNA polymerase II. Gene Ontology annotation, molecular function: RNA polymerase II cis-regulatory region sequence-specific DNA binding; DNA-binding transcription factor activity, RNA polymerase II-specific. The record is from RefSeq and is a predicted model, not a curated record. Gene Ontology annotation, cellular component: transcription regulator complex; chromatin; PcG protein complex. Lineage: Eukaryota; Metazoa; Chordata; Chondrichthyes; Myliobatiformes; Myliobatidae. The transcript has 2 exons. Bases 544 to 1497 code for a protein of 317 amino acids.
CGUGAUUACCCAGAAAGCUCUGCGCAACAAUUUUCGCCGUCGCUGAAGCACCGAUUGAAUGCGCAGGCGUCAGGGUUGCGGAUGGUCCCGAAUAUCACGCAUGCGCAGUACACAAAAGGCCUUAGAAGACGUUGCAGGUUAAAAAUGACAAGGAAUUUGUCUAUGGGAAUUCAAACACAACACAUCGGUUUUGCUGUCUCUCUCUAGAUAUUUAAAAAGUGGAGCAAGGGAUUCAAUCGACCAUCCUUCCUGCUCAGACUGUGGGGAGGGAUUCACUCGAUCAUCUGACCGACUGGCACCCCUGUCAUUUUACACGGGGAGAGGACAUUCACCUGCUCAGACAGAGGGAAUGGAUUCACUCGGUCAACUCAACUGAAGGAACAUCAGCAAGUUCACACUGGGACAAGGCCAUUCAUCUGUUCUGUGGGUGAGAAGGGAUUCAGUCGGUGUUCCCACCUGUCGACACACCAGUCAGUUCACACUGGCCAGAGGCUGGUCAUCUGCUGAAUUUGUGGGGAACGAUUCAUUCGGUCAUCUGACCUAAUGGCUCACCAGCGAGUCCGCACUGGGGAGCAGCCGUUCACCUGCUCAGACUGUGGGAAGGGAUUCACUAAAUCAUCUAAAUUGAAGGUACAUCAGCGCGUUCACACUGGGGAGAGGCCAUUCAUCUGCUCAGACUGUGGGAAGGGAUUCACUCAGUCAUCUCAGCUACUGAUACAUCAGUCAGUUCACACUGCAGAGAGGGAUUUCAGCUGCUCAGAUUGUGGGAAGAGAUUCCCUCACUCUUCCACCCUACAGAGACACCAGUCAGUUCACACUGGGGAGAGGCCAUUCACCUGCUCAGUCUGUGGGAAGGGAUUCACUCAGUCAUCCCACCUGCAGAGUCACCAGCGAGUUCACACUGGGGAGAAGCCGUUCACCUGCUCUGACUGUGGGAAGGGAUUCACUAAGUCAUCCAACCUACAGAUACACCAGCGAGUUCACAGUGGGGAGAGACCAUUCACCUGCUCAGUCUGUGGGAAGGGAUUCACUCAAUCUUCCACCCUACAGAGACACCAGCGAGUUCACACUGGGGAGAAGCCGUUCACCUGCUCUGACUGUGGAAAGCGAUUCACUGAAUCAUCCACCCUAUUGGCACACCAGUCACUUCACACUGGGGAGUGGCGGUUCACCUGCUCAGAAUGUGGGAAAGGAUUCAGUCAGUCUUCCAAACUACUGGCACACCAGUCAGUUCACACCGGGGAGUGGCCAUUCACCUGCUGUGAAUGUGGGAAGGGAUUCACUCGGUCAUCCAAAUUAUUGGCACACCAGCGAGUUCACACUGGGGAGAGGCCAUUCACCUGCUCUGAAUGUGAGAAGGAAUUCGCUCGGCCAUCUGAUCUACAGAUACACCAGCGAGUUCACACUGGGGAGAGGCCGUUCGCCUGCUGUGAAUGUGGGAAGGGAUUCACUCGGUCAUCUCAUCUACUGAGACAUCAGCGAGUUCACACUUGGUAGAGGCUGAUCACCUGCUCAGACUUUGGGAAGAGAUUCUCUCAGCCAAAUCAACCAAAUGUGCAUCAUUGAGUUUACACUGGGGAGAGGCCAUUCACCUGCUCAGAAUGUGGGAAGGGAUUCACUCAGUCAUCUAACCUUGUGACACAUUACCUGGUUCACAGUGGGGAGAAAGUUUCAAUAAGCUGCAUGCUGGAUAUUUGUCCAUCACCGUUGCUGAAUGCAAUUUUGAGAGUGACUGUCGGUGCUGAACAAUUAUUGCUGCUGCUCACCACACCCAGUUCUGCACCCUGGUCACUGGGCAUGGGAGGAGUUUCUUCUGCUGCAUAUUCACCUUUAAUGGGACUGGAGUUUAAUAUUCUGGAUCUGAGACAAAUAAAUCAGUUCUAUUUUGAACCCUGUCUCUGGUACUUAGUGAAUUUAUAACACACCUAGUGUACAGUAGAGAGUCAACUCAGGCCAGCUGGGCCCUGCCAGUAUUUCAGUUCCAUGACAGUCCUUUUAAAUCCUCCCCUGUCGCUCUCCCUGUGGUGAUGGGUUUCAAACAGUCACCACUCUGUGGGUGAAGAGGUUUCCCUUGAAUUUUCUGCAGACGGAAGAUGUCAAGCUGACUAUAGUUCUGUCUGAGAUGUUCUUCGCCCCUCUAAUCUCUGGGCUGAGGAAGAAUGACAUUGGUAGUUAACCUCCUUAUUCAUGGCUCACUUCCACAUUAUGGGUCAUUUUCCCUGCUUUUAAAGGAUUGUUAGAAAACACCACUGUCCUCUAAAGACUGAAAGCAGAAUGGGAAACCAUAAGUUGGAUGUUCAACAGAGCAGGGUCAGAAACCAGAGGCAGGUCUGCACAGGGCAGAGUUUGGGGCUCUGGACGAUGGUCGGGGUAAGAACGUAUGAUAAGGAGAAGGGACGUGGUAACGAAUGACAGAGUAGCAACAUUUGGAAACUGACAGAGAAAAUCUUUCGGUUGUCUGACUGAUGACACAAACAAUACCUGUGGUGAGGUGCUCCACUGGUCGAGGGACAUGUGUGUGUUGGGAAUGGUUUUAUCAUUUGAGGGAGUUGUUCCUGAUUGUUUAUCCUGUAAUAUUAUAUCCAGAUGGUUAUUAUGGAUUGUCCUGUCUGAAAUAAUGUGUUGAUUAACAUAUAAUUUGUAAGAUUUUGACUCUAAAACUGGAUCAGGCUUGAAUUUAUGGUGGCUUUAUGAAGUGAUGGAGGGCAUUCACGAGUUUGUGUUUUAAAGCAAGAGUUUGGUGAAUGAUAUUUGCCACUUGAUUGUACCUUUGUAAGUAUGCAGAUUGAGUUAAACUGCUGCAGGAUCCUGGAAUGUGUUGGAUUGUGUCUAGUUUCUAUUGGCAUUUUCUGCACUUACUGCCUUGUUUGUUUGUAUUUCAUGUAUUUUUGAUUUUGUUUCCUUUUGUUAACCGCCUUGUCCUGUAUUUCUGCUUGGAACCCCUCUGUUUCUGGGAAGAGGUCUCCAACUCUCAGUCAGGAUGCUUCCUUGUCACCAUCUCGUCUGCUCAGAUCGUUGGGAUGUCUCCUGUGGAGGGUCAUACUCAUUCCACUGGUUAAUGUUUUCUUCCAUAGUGAUGAUUCAUUUAUCUGAAUUAGUAUCUAAUUUUUGUUUUCUGGUCUGUAUUUCUUAUCACGAUUGCAUAUACACACAUGGGAGUACUGAAUCCUGUUCAUUUUUGAUGAAAAUAUAUACG